Molecule: messenger RNA, 447 nt
Organism: Kockovaella imperatae
Lineage: Eukaryota; Fungi; Basidiomycota; Tremellomycetes; Tremellales; Cuniculitremaceae
Product: bud site selection-related protein
Exons: 6
Coding region: 1-447 (148 amino acids)
Biological process (GO): mRNA splicing, via spliceosome
Cellular component (GO): spliceosomal complex; nucleus
Source: RefSeq, a predicted model, not a curated record
AUGCCUAAGAUACGUACGCAGAGGACCAAACCUCCCCCAGAGGGUUUCGAGGAUAUUCAAGAUGUUCUUGAAGACUACGACAAAAAGAUGAGAGAUGCAGAAUCUGAGAGUCAUGAGGGAAAGCGGAAAGUAGAAUCAGUGUGGCCAGUCAUGCGGAUAACGCACGCUCGGUCAAGAUACAUAUACGACCUGUACUAUAAGCGAGAGCUGAUAUCGAGAGAGCUGUAUGAUUGGCUGUUGAAGCAGAAGUACGCGGAUGCCGAUUUGAUAGCAAAGUGGAAGAAGCAAGGUUACGAGAAACUCUGCUGCGUCAGGUGUAUCCAAACGAGGGAUAUGAAUUUUCAAGGCUCGACCUGUAUCUGUCGAGUUCCAAAAGCCAGCUUGAAAAAGGGCAUCGUCGUCGAAUGUCCACAUUGCGGGUGCAGAGGAUGCUCCUCUACAGAUUGA